CUCCAAGUCCUAUGGGCACCCAGAGACUCUGAGAAGGUACUGCAGACUCUUCACAGUGGCCAAGAUGAAUCUUUGCACCUCGCUUCUGCUGUUGUGCCUGGCCAGGGUCAGCCUGCAGGGAGGAGCAUAUAAACCACAAUCAAAUGGCCGGGCAGGACCUUACUUCCAAUCCCUGAUGAGGGGAGGAGGAGUUGGACUGGGACUGGGACCAGCUGGAGCCAAGGCCGGGAAAUAUCCAGGCUAUGGAGCCCAAGGAUUGCCAGCAGGGCUGGGUGCUCAGAAUGGAUUUGGGGCUGCUGGACCAGGCUUUGGGAACAAACCAGGAAAGCCAGGAUACAGAGUCCCAAAUGGAUACGGAGCAGGUUAUAGAGGACUUGGUUACCCUCGUGUUGGCCUCCCCUUGGGAACAGGCCUUGGAGCCAGAGGCAAGCCUUCCAAAUCAGGUACAGGUUAUGGGGCAGGGCCCAGUGCUGGUGGCUACCCAACAGGAGCACAGCAAGCCUAUAUCGGUGGAAUUGGAGCCGGAGGCUACCCAAGCAAUGGAAUCCAUAAUGGAUAUGGCAAUGGCUAUGGAGCUGGAGGAAAUGGAUAUCCUGGUGUUGGAUAUGGGAAUGGUAAUGGUGCCCGAGCUCCCUAUGGCAGUCAAUUAGGAGGCCCUGCUGGAGAUCCUGCUGCUGCUAAAUAUGGAGGGACAGGGCAACUCCCAUACAGUGGGCAGCCAGAGGCUGCUGGCCUGGGAGGAGACUAUGGUGCUGGAAGAUAUGGAGCUCCUCAGAGCCCCUAUGGAGCACAACCUGGUGGCUCUGAUGGUAUUGGUGUAGACCCAGCUGCAGCCAAAUACGGCAAUGGGAACGGAAUAGGAUAUAUGAAUGGAGGAGACCCCCAAGCUAAUGGGCUGGGGGCAGCAGGUGCAUAUGGUCCCUUUUCAGCAGGACAAACUCCAGGAGGGUAUGGCAGUCCACUGGGUCCUGGACAAGCACAGGGAGCAUACGGAGGAAAAGAAUCUAAGUAUGGAAUGAAUGGAUUUCUGGGAAAUGGGUACAGAGGUCGCUGCUCUUCUGGAAAAUGCUGAGGAAUGAUGUUACUAUAUGGAACUUUCUCUGCAGCAGGAUUCAGGCAUCCCGGCAACUUUUGGUGCUAAGUGUGAUGACUAAUGACAACCAAGUUUUCCAGUAUAAAUGAUCCUAUAUUUCUUUUUCCUGUUUUUAUUUUAUUAUUAGAAACCUUUCAUUGUAAAAGAAAAGAUUUUACCAUGUUGGCUUCUAAAGCAUUACUGAACACAUUUUCUAAGGGCUGUUAGCAUGUCAAUGAUCAGUGUUACAGAGAUGGACACAUGAAGUUGGAAACCCAUUUCCUUCCAAAGAGAUUUGACUUAUCAAUUCCACUUCUUUGGAGGUAGCCUAGAGUUGAUUCCCAUCUUAGUGUGUAUCUGGGUGCCCAGGCACAAGUGUCUUUUCAAUUAAAAAUAAGUAAAUCCACAA
This is a messenger RNA of Lacerta agilis (Sand lizard), 1481 nucleotides long. RefSeq names its product glycine-rich cell wall structural protein 2-like. The transcript has 18 exons. The record is from RefSeq and is a predicted model, not a curated record. The coding region runs from base 65 to 1072 and encodes 335 amino acids. NCBI's taxonomy places the organism in Eukaryota, Metazoa, Chordata, Lepidosauria, Squamata, Lacertidae.